Entamoeba histolytica HM-1:IMSS is the source of this 627-nucleotide messenger RNA. RefSeq names its product mRNA cap guanine-N7 methyltransferase, putative. Lineage: Eukaryota; Evosea; Mastigamoebida; Endamoebidae. The record is from RefSeq and is a predicted model, not a curated record. The transcript has a single exon. Gene Ontology annotation, cellular component: nucleus. Gene Ontology annotation, biological process: 7-methylguanosine mRNA capping. Bases 1 to 627 code for a protein of 208 amino acids. Gene Ontology annotation, molecular function: mRNA 5'-cap (guanine-N7-)-methyltransferase activity.
AUGGAUAGAAGAGAUGUUGAACGAGGGUAUGAUUCAAAGAAACAACGAAAUGUUCAAGAACGUAAAUACUCAGAAAUUGUAGCAUUAAAACGGUAUAAUAAUUGGGUUAAAGCGUGUUUAAUCAGAAAAUAUAUUCCAGAACAUUCAAGAGUAUUAGAUUUUUGUGGAGGGAAAGGAGGUGAUUAUAUUAAAUUUAAUCAAAAUAGUGUUAGGAGUGUAUUAACAUGUGACAUUUCAGGAGAGUCAUUAAAAGAUGCAGAAAAAAGAUAUAAAGAAAGAGAGCCAGCAUUUAGAUUUAAUUUGAAAACAAUUAAAGAAGAUUGUUUUAGUUCAGAAUUGUUAAAUAAAAUACCAAGCAAUAGUUCAUUUGAAGCUGUUUCAUGUCAAUUUGCUAUUCAUUAUAGUUUUGAAACAAAAGAAAGAGCUUAUCAAGCAAUUUUUAAUUUAACAAAAUAUUUAAGAAAAGGAGGAUUAUUUGUUGGAACAACAGUCAAUGCAUAUAGAGUAGUAAAGAAAUUACGUACUGUUCCAGGAAAUAAAUUUGGUAAUGAGUUAUUUACUAUUCGUUUUGAUGAACAAUUUGAUAAAGAGAAUAUACCUACAUAUGGAGCAAAAAUAUUAUUUUGA